UCUGUGUUGUAUCAGGUGGAUCCAGACACUGGUCUCAUCAACUACGACCGACUGGAGGAGAACGCCCGGCUGUUCCACCCUAGACUGAUCAUCGCAGGUACCAGCUGUUAUUCCCGUAACCUCGACUACGCUCGGCUGCGUCGUAUCGCCGAUGAGAACGGAGCUUUCCUAUUGGCCGACAUGGCACACAUCAGCGGACUGGUGGCGGCCGGGGUCGUCCCGUCUCCGUUCGAGUACUGUGACGUGGUCUCCACGACAACCCACAAGACGCUGCGGGGCUGUCGCUCCGGGGUCAUCUUCUACAGAAAGGGAAUACGUAGUGUGGACCCUAAGGGAAAGGAGACUCUGUAUAAUCUGGAGUCUCUCAUCAACCAGGCAGUGUUCCCAGGACUACAGGGAGGACCCCACAACCACGCCAUCGCAGGUGUGGCCGUGGCCCUGAAGCAGGCUCUGACCCCAGAGUUCAAGGCGUAUCAGUACCAGGUGCUCUCUAACUGCAGAGCGAUGGCCAACGCCCUCAUCAACCACGGGUACAAGAUCGUCACCGGGGGUUCUGAUAACCAUCUGAUCUUACUGGACCUGAGACCCAACGGGACGGACGGAGGACGAGCUGAGAAGGUUCUAGAAGCUGCUGCCAUCGCCUGCAACAAGAACACCUGUCCAGGUGAUAAGAGUGCGCUGCGUCCCAGCGGUCUGAGGUUCGGCUCUCCUGCUCUGACCUCCAGAGGAAUGGUUGAAGACGACUUCAGGAAGGUCGCAGAGUUCAUCCACAGAGGUAUCCAGAUGACCCUGGACCUCCAGGCCUCUCUGCAGCCCAAGGCGACCCUGAAGGAGUUUAAGGAGGCCCUGGCAGGGGAGGGGAAGCACCAGGAGAGGGUAUCAGAGCUGAGGGGGGAGGUGGAAGCUUUCGCUGGGGGGUUCCCCAUGCCUGGUCUGGAGGAACUUUAAAGACCUGUUUUCAAGAUGAAAUGUUUUCAUGUCACCUCAUCAUACCUCUGCUGUCCUCUGCCUUACCGGUUUGACUGACUGUUUCCUUCUCUGCUGUCCUCUGUCUUAACGGUUUGACUGACUGUUUCCUUCUCUGCUGUCCCCUGUCUUAACGGUUUGACUGACUGGUUUGUCCUCUGCCUUAACGGUUUGACUGACUGGUUUGUCCUCUGCCUUAACGGUUUGACUGACUGGUUUGUCCCCUGCCUUAACGGUUUGACUGACUGGUUUGUCCUCUGCCUUAACGGUUUGACUGACUGGUUUGUCCCCUGUCUUAACGGUUUGACUGACUGGUUUGUCCCCUGCCUUAACGGUUUGACUGACUGGUUUGUCCUCUGCCUUAACGGUUUGACUGACUGGUUUGUCCCCUGCCUUAAAGGUUUGACUGACUGGUUUGUCCUCUGCCUUAACGGUUUGACUGACUGUUUCCUUCUCUGCUGUCCUCUGUCUUAACGGUUUGACUGACUGUUUCCUUCUCUGCUGUCCUCUGUCUUAACGGUUUGACUGACUGGUUUGUCCUCUGCCUUAACGGUUUGACUGACUGGUUUGUCCUCUGUCUUAACGGUUUGACUGACUGGUUUGUCCUCUGCCUUACCGGUUUGACUGACUGUUUCCUUCUCUGCUGUCCUCUGUCUUACCGGUUUGACUGACUGGUUUGUCCUCUGCCUUAACGGUUUGACUGACUGGUUUGUCCUCUGUCUUAACGGUUUGACUGACUGUUUCCUUCUCUGCUGUCCUCUGUCUUACCGGUUUGACUGACUGGUUUGUCCUCUGCCUUAACGGUUUGACUGACCGGUUUGUCCCCUGCCUUAACAGUUUGACUGACCGGUUUGUCCCCUGCCUUAACAGUUUGACUGACCGGUUUGUCCCCUGCCUUAACAGUUUGACUGACUGUGUUUCCUUCUCUGCCUUAACAGUUUAAUGUAAUGAAACCCAACACCAAUAAAACUCAAAGAUGUGGAACACA
Molecule: messenger RNA, 1954 nt
Organism: Oncorhynchus nerka (sockeye salmon)
Lineage: Eukaryota; Metazoa; Chordata; Actinopteri; Salmoniformes; Salmonidae
Product: serine hydroxymethyltransferase, cytosolic-like
Exons: 7
Biological process (GO): purine nucleobase biosynthetic process; protein homotetramerization; L-serine catabolic process
Cellular component (GO): cytosol; nucleus; cytoplasm
Molecular function (GO): serine binding; mRNA 5'-UTR binding; protein homodimerization activity
Source: RefSeq, a predicted model, not a curated record